Messenger RNA from Sitophilus oryzae (rice weevil), 780 nucleotides. RefSeq names its product mitochondrial import receptor subunit TOM22 homolog (gene mge). Gene Ontology annotation, cellular component: mitochondrial outer membrane. The coding region runs from base 130 to 603 and encodes 157 amino acids. The transcript is spliced from 3 exons. Lineage: Eukaryota; Metazoa; Arthropoda; Insecta; Coleoptera; Curculionidae. The record is from RefSeq and is a predicted model, not a curated record. Gene Ontology annotation, biological process: intracellular protein transport.
GACGAUUGCGCAUUAUCGCAUCCAAACUUUUUGGGGUUAAUGGCGAAUUACUCGUUUUUCUAUGUAAAAACGAAUUUUCAUCUUUAAAAUUAAUCAAACGAUUGCGUUUAUUUACUAACUGGUUGUCUUAUGGCCCCAGCAGAAGAAAACGACAGCGGCAUGGAGUCUCAAGAAGGAUCUCAAUCGGUGGAUGCAGAUAUAGAGAAAGAACCUCCUCAGGACGAUAGCACAGCACCGCGAGAAGCUCCUCCGAAAAAACAACCUGCUAUCGAAGGGUCCGAAGACGACGAAGAGCCCGAGACCCUCUCAGAAAGAUUAUGGGGUUUAACAGAAAUGUUUCCCGAACCAGUGAGAAAUCUUACUCAUGUAACGGUAGUAAACACUAAAUUAGGCAUCUGUAAAGCGUACGGUUUUUCAAGGAGCGCAGCUUGGAUCAUUUUUAGUACUUCGAUUAUAUUGUUUGCGCCUGUUAUUUUUGAAGUUGAGCGAGCUAAUAUGGAAGAGAUGCAGAGAUCUCAACAGAAACAAAUGUUGUUAGGCCCCAGUAGUGCAAUUUCAGGAGGAGUGCCUCCGUUACUGCCUCCUCCUGUUCAGCAGAGAUAAAAAGCCUGAAGUCAGAGUAAAGCAGUUUAGUUUUAGAAUUGAGUGUUUUUUUUUAUCAAAACCCCAGUGUAAACUGUUGUUAUUAUAAAAUUUACACUAUAAACUAUUUGUGUCAUGGGUUUACAUUAAUUUAAUUGUUACCAUUGUAAUUAAUAAAAUUUUCUUUUAAAGUAAUUA